This is a messenger RNA of Micropterus dolomieu (smallmouth bass), 3753 nucleotides long. Its product is annotated as regulator of G-protein signaling 6-like. Lineage: Eukaryota; Metazoa; Chordata; Actinopteri; Centrarchiformes; Centrarchidae. The record is from RefSeq and is a predicted model, not a curated record. The transcript has 17 exons. The coding region runs from base 120 to 1655 and encodes 511 amino acids. Gene Ontology annotation, biological process: regulation of G protein-coupled receptor signaling pathway; intracellular signal transduction; G protein-coupled receptor signaling pathway.
UUUCAUCCAUUUAUACAUUACCUUUUGGUAUCUCACCUGUUAAUACCUUACUUUUAGUUAUUUCUACUACUUAGUUUAGCUAGCUAGCUAUGUAUUGUUACUUUUAGGACUGAGUGAAAAUGGCAGAGGGGUCCAGAGACCAGGCAGGCGUGGGAACCACUGAUCCUGAGGAGGACUCCCCCAACAUGAUUGUCUACAGAAAAAUUGAAGACAUAGUUACGCGAAUCCAAGAUGAGAAGGCAGGCGGUGUGGCCAUCCGGACUGUCAAAAGCUUCCUCUCCAAGAUCCCCAGUGUAGUAUCAGGGGCGGAAAUUGUUCAGUGGCUGAUGAAAAACCUCUCCAUUGAGGAUCCAGCUGAAGCCAUCCACCUUGGGAGUCUGAUCGCUGCCCAUGGCUACAUCUUCCCCAUCUCUGACCACGUCCUGACACUUAAAGAUGAUGGAACCCUUUAUCGCUUUCAGUCUCCAUACUUCUGGCCUUCAAACUGUUGGGAGCCUGAGAACACAGACUAUGCCAUUUACCUGUGCAAGCGCACCAUGCAGAAUAAGGCCAGGCUCGAGCUAGCUGACUAUGAAGCUGAGAACCUCGCCCGGCUGCAGAGGGCUUUCGCCAGGAAGUGGGAGUUUAUCUUUAUGCAAGCUGAGGCUCAAGUCAAAUAUUUCCAAGGUGUGCGCUCUGUAUCUGAGUGGCCCGUUUCCACUGUCCACAGGAUCGACAGGAAGAAAGACAAGGCAGAGAGGAAGAUCCUGGACAGCCAGGAGAGGGCAUUCUGGGACGUCCAUCGUCCAGUGCCAGGCUGUGUCAACACCACAGAGAUGGACAUCCGCAAGUGCCGAAGAGAGAAGAACCCACACAGGGUAAAAAAGUCGGUCUAUGGGGUACCAGAUGACGGCCAGAGCCAGCCGAGUCCCAUCCACAUCAGCUCCCAGCCGACCAGGAAGCCCACAAAAGAGGACGUGCAGAAGGAGAUUACCUUCUUGAACGUCCAGCUGGACAGACACUGCAUGAAGGUUUCCAAAGUGGCCGACAGUCUGAUGAGCUACGCGGAGCAGUUCAUGGAAUAUGACCCCUUUGUGUCUGCCGCAGAGCCCUCCAACCCUUGGCUCAGCGACGACUCUUCCUUCUGGGACUUGGAGGCAAGUCGUGACCCCAGCCAGCAGCGUGUGAAGAAAUGGGGCUUCUCUCUGGAGGAGGCACUGAAAGAUCCUGCAGGACGAGACCAGUUCCUGAAGUUUCUGGAGUCAGAGUUCAGCUCAGAGAACCUGCGGUUCUGGUUAGCAGUGCAGGACCUGAAGCGGCGGCCGCUUCAGGAAGUGCCCUCCAGGGCGCAGGAGAUCUGGCAGGAGUUUCUGGCUGAGGGAGCACCAAGCUCCAUCAACCUGGACUCUCACAGCUACGAGCGCACCAGCCAGAAUCUCAAAGACCCUGGACGAUACAGCUACGAGGAUGCUCAGGAGCACAUAUUCAAGCUAAUGAAAAGUGACAGCUAUGCACGCUUUUUGCGAUCCAACAUCUACCAAGACCUCCUGUUAGCCAGAAAGAAGCAGCCAGCAGACACUGAACAGGGCCGCCGCACCUCCUUGGAGAAGUUCACCCGCAGUGUGGGCAAGUCAUUGACGGGAAAGCGGCUGACAGGCCUGAUGCAGUCAUCCUGACACAGCCUGUCCUGGAGGGGCACUGCCGGACCCUGUUGGAGGGGUGACCGCCACACGGGGGCCGGGGCAGGGGGACAGACAGUGGAGUUGGGCUGGACAGGGCUGCUGCGGAGGCUCUCAGACACUGCUCCGAGGACUGCUGCCAUACUGGUAGUGCAGCACUGGGCCUGCUGGUGUGAACGACCCAAACAGAACUACUGAGGAAAAGACAAUUCUGACAAGGGGAACCUCAACCAACACAACACAUGGCAUGCAGCAUACAGUACAAGCACAUUCAGAGUAGGGCUGCCCUCUUUUCAACACUUUGUUUUAUAGAUGUGUCCAUUUUGUUUUAUAGACGUGUCCAUUGGAUAGUUAAACAUAUAUCAGUUAUUAUAACAAAAUUAUUUGAGAAAAAAUAUAUUUUCUGCAAUAUUUGCAAUGAACUGAUUGGUUUAGCAUUGGUUAACAGCUGGGGCCAGUCAAAUUUGCUGAAAAAGGUCAAAGAGGCACAUCAACACAGACACAAAUCUACAAUCUUUUUUGCAUAUGUCUCUAUAAUCACAAGGGAGUCAGCAAUAAAUAAAGUGUGAGACCACUUUUUUUGAAAUAUAUCCAACCUCUUUUUAUAUCCAUUUCUAUUAUAUCUGUUCCUUAUAAAGCACAUGACAUGUCAGUUAAAUAGUUUUGGCACUAGUCAAAAAUACAAAGUUGCCCCCCCCCACCCUACCCCACAUAGGUGACCUUGAAUAACAAUGUUUCCAUGCUUCAUUACAUUCCAAAAUCUGGCAUAAGGGCUUAAUGUAGCAUUCACACUGCACCGUUGCACGUGUCAUCCAAAUGUCUUUGCUGAGGAUUAAUUUUGUUUCCACAACAGUGCUUUGUAAUGGGGUGAAUUUAAUCCAGUUGGCAAAUUGGUUCACUGCUUUCACAACUUCCAGGCUUCAAGUUCCAAAAUGUUAAGGCUGCACAGUCAAAUUAGUAAAUUCCAAAAGUCUGUGAAUAACUGGAAAGCAUCAAUACAAACAUGGCACAUAUGGCUGUUUACUCAGAGUUCUAGUGUGCAUAUAGCAUCCACUUGCUUUCUGGGCUCCUACUAUAGUGUAGUUUUUAAAUUUUCCAGUGCCACAGGUCCAUCUAGUGGUGGUUAAACCACAGGACCAGCAACAGAGUGUUAAAAGACUGUGUUAAACUGUGUUCGCAUCAUUUCGAAGGACAUGAUGUCAAAACUAGUUGUUCUCCGAUCGUGGAGAUAUUUCAAGGUCUGCAGCCCAAUAUGGGAUCAUUUAUGUUUUGUUUCUUUUUUAAUGCAUGAAUAUAUCAUCUUUUGUUUUCUCAAAGCAAUGAAACCUGCCCUCUUUUGUUUGGCAAAAUGUAUGCCGUGACUCCCCACCUUAUAAUCUUCAUGUGUUUUAAUGACUAUGGGGAAAAUGGUGCAUGUUAUGUGACCAUAAUGGAGUUUUAACUUCUGGGACAGAUGGUUUGACUCUCCAAAGACGGCGCACAGAUGGGGAAAAGCCCUGAACUGCAGCAGCAAAACUCAGUGAACGGACAUCAAAGCCCUGACAUGCAACUGGGAACAAUAUUUGUCAUGGCUGCCGCACACUGAACAUGGAGGCCUCUGUGCUCCACUGUGGCUUCGAACUUCUUCUGGAAACAGAAAGUGCUUGGACUGAGGAGAUUUGUCUCAGCUCCCCCAUGAGGCCAGUGACUGCUACAUUGACAGACUGCUGAAUGAGUCAUCGUCCAUUAUUUUCUAUUACAGUCAUUGCAAUGCACUGUACAGGUCAUAUUAAUAAUUAUCAUUAUUAUCAUAAACCAAUAACCUCUUGAUUAUAAGGUAGAGAGAGAUGCUUAACUCGAGUCGAUGUACCAAAUGUUAUUCUCAGCACAAACUAUGACACUAUGUACAGGGUGCAUUGUAGAUGUAAAUUGGCUAAAUUCCAUUAUCCAAAAGCACACUUUAUUAUUAUAUGGGCACAUUACUAUGCAUGUAACAUAUUCAGGGCGUUGUGUGCUUUUAGUUUCUCAAUCAGUAAGAUAACUACUGGCACUCCAAAACACUCAAGCACCUGCUAUCUACUCAUGGGUACCAAAUAAUAAAAACUCUGGACCUGUC